AUGCAAAUGUCCAAUAGUCAGGCUGGGGCCAUCCCUGCCACCAACAUGCCACAGCAUCUGAAGCCUCGUCCUGUAGCCAGACUGUGUGCUAACCCCACCACCAACAUGUCACACCUGCUGUCCUGCCUUAAGAAGAGUGUGCAAACAUCCCACAAAUGGACAACACCAGAACCUGGCUCUGGAGGCCAAGAGACAUUGUGCUUCCUGGGCCCACAGGUCAUCUCCUACAUAAGACCACUGCUUGAAGAGUCUCCAAUAUAUCCUGGAAAUACAUGUCCUCCAAUAUAUGCAGGAAUCCUGCAUCUGCCAAGAAGCGACAUUCUCUACUCAUCUGGACAAUUCCAGGUAAUGGGACCAAGAACACCAGUCAUUGCCUUGGUUGGGGAAGAGGCUGUGGUUUCCUAUCACCUCAGCCCAUCAAUGGAUGCUCAGAACAUGGAAGUGAGUGAGUACCAAGGGAGGACAGAAUUCCUGAAGGAGAAUAUUACCAAAGGUCAUGUUGCCUUAAGGAUCCAUCCCAUCCAACCUUCCGAUGGUGGGGAUUAUACAUAUUUCUUUGAAAGCUCCACUUUCUACAAUGAAGCAAAAUUCAAAUUAUUGGUCACAGUUCCAGGUACGGCUCCUCAUAUUCAUCUACAGCCUGGCAGUAAGAGGGGCAUUAAAUUGACCUUCAGAUCCAUGGGGUGUUUUCCAGAGCCUGAAGUACAACGGAGGGACUUUCAAGGGUUGCACUUGGCACCAGCCUCUGAGACAAAGAGAAAAGAAGAAAAUGGGCUGUUUCAUCUGGAAUCAUCUAUCACAGUGAAUACAAGUUCAAGAGCAGAUGUGUCCUGUGUUAUAAGGAACCUAAUACUCAGUGUGGAGAAGGAGGUGCAUAUCUCCAUGACAGAUGACUUGUUCCCCAAGGACUGUCCUUGGGCAGUGGGGUUUGCCCUUCCGCUGUCUUUCUUGGCCAUUGGUAUAACAGCCUGUGUUCUACUUCUGUGUUCCAGAAAAGCCAAAGGUUCACUCAAGAAGAAGCAUGAGCCAAAACUAAUAACAUGUUCUUCCAUAGAAAAUGUUACCCUGGAUCCAGACACAGCUCACCCAUAUCUCCAAAUUGAUGAAGACAACAAAAGAGCAAAAGGAGGUGAUAUCUUUCAGGAACUACCCAAAUGUAGGCAGCGGUUUGAGAAACUGGUCUGCGUAUUAGGUCAGCAAUGUUUUUUCAGAGGUAGACACUACUGGGAAGUGAGUGUGAAAAAUAAAAUAAAAUGGACUAUCGGUAUUUGUAAGGAUUCUGUCUGCAGACAGGGAGAAAUCAUGUUAUCCCCAGAGACUGGAUUCUGGACACUGUGCUUGAAGAGAAGUAAUGGCCACCAAGCUCUUGCAAAUCGAUGGAUAACACUCCACCUUGAGGAAUCUCCUGAGAUUAUUGGUAUCUUCCUGGACUAUGAGGCUGGAAGAGCCUUUUAUAAUGUGACCAACCUGUCUCAUAUCUACACCUAUAAAAACUGCUUCACAGAGGCCCUGAGGCCAUACUUUUGUCCUGGCUUCCUCUACAGUGGUCUAAAUGGGCAUCCUCUAGCCAUUCUGCCAGUAAUAAAAUGCCAGGAAGAAGAUCUUCUUUGUGACUGAGGAAAAAUGGU
Messenger RNA from Neofelis nebulosa (Clouded leopard), 1628 nucleotides. RefSeq names its product butyrophilin subfamily 1 member A1-like. Lineage: Eukaryota; Metazoa; Chordata; Mammalia; Carnivora; Felidae. Gene Ontology annotation, molecular function: signaling receptor binding. The record is from RefSeq and is a predicted model, not a curated record. Gene Ontology annotation, cellular component: external side of plasma membrane. Gene Ontology annotation, biological process: regulation of cytokine production; T cell receptor signaling pathway.